Molecule: messenger RNA, 534 nt
Organism: Cololabis saira (Pacific saury)
Lineage: Eukaryota; Metazoa; Chordata; Actinopteri; Beloniformes; Belonidae
Gene: lsm10
Product: LSM10, U7 small nuclear RNA associated
Exons: 1
Coding region: 1-414 (137 amino acids)
Biological process (GO): mRNA 3'-end processing by stem-loop binding and cleavage
Cellular component (GO): cytoplasmic U snRNP body; nuclear body
Molecular function (GO): U7 snRNA binding; histone pre-mRNA DCP binding
Source: RefSeq, a predicted model, not a curated record
AUGGACUUGGAGGAGGGGGAGUCCCGGCCAUCGGGCUCGGCGACGGCCGAGGUGGUGAACUCGAUCCGGGAGCGGACCAUUGCAGAGAACAGCAUGGUGGUGCUGCUGCAGGGGCUGCAGGGUCAGGUGACCACCGUGGACCUGCGGGACGAGAGCUCGGCCCGCGGCCGCAUCGUCAACGUGGACGCCUUCAUGAACGUCCGCCUGGAGGACGUGCUGUACCGGGACCGCCGGGGGCGGCCCAGCCGGCUGCAGGACCUGUUUAUCACCGGCAGGAACGUGCGCUACGUGCACAUCCCCGACCACGUGGACAUGAUGAAGACCAUGCAGAACCAGCUGGCCAAGAUCCACCGAGUACGAAACUUCGCCAGUGAAGGCGGCGGCAGGAAAGAGUUCGCCAAGAAGAAGAAGUGACUCGUUUCUGUUUCCUGAAACCAAACCGGUCGGUUCAGUGCCGGUUCUGCACCGGUUCAGUGUCUAAACCUGCAGCCUGAUUGAGAUGCUACACACUGGAGAUGGAGCUAAAUGUGUUCU